Molecule: messenger RNA, 6320 nt
Organism: Sebastes umbrosus (honeycomb rockfish)
Lineage: Eukaryota; Metazoa; Chordata; Actinopteri; Perciformes; Sebastidae
Gene: phlpp2
Product: PH domain and leucine rich repeat protein phosphatase 2
Exons: 19
Coding region: 134-4468 (1444 amino acids)
Molecular function (GO): protein binding
Source: RefSeq, a predicted model, not a curated record
UCAGUCUGGACAUGGCGUCGCUGCACCGACACCGGAUGAAUCUGCACCUCUCCGUGGGAAUCUGCCAGUGGAGCACCGGGACGGCACCUCUUGGUUAUUGUCGCUGUUGUUAUUACUAACAGGGGGAUCAUACAUGGCGAUGGAGGACGAGGAUAAUAACGCAGCGGUCGUGGCGACUAACACCCAAACGGGUAUCAUCAAGAAAGGAGGUGAUGUCGGAGAUAACGGGGCUUGCAUCGACAGGCAGCCGGACACGGUGGUACACCGAGCGGGGCUGAAUCAGACUGCAGGUCGCGGAGGAGGCAGCCGCAGUGGUCAUGCUGGAGCUCAUGCUGCGACGGGGAUCCGCGUGCUAAAGCGCAACAUGAAGCGGAAUGGGAGUCGUGGCUGUGUGACGAGAAAGACCAGAUUUGGAUCAAGAGAGCGGGACUGGCUAAAGGGGGACACCCAGCGGGGCUGUGUGUGUCUGUAUGGGGGGACAGUGGACCCCCAGACGCCUGCCUCUGGCCCACAGACCUCCUCCACCCCUCAGACAGACCUGCAGUUGGUGCUCUGCUCCACCAGUACCACAGUGGAGGACCUGUGUGCUCAGAGGGACGGACAGGGACUCUAUGUUCAGCUGCAUGGAGACCUAGUCAGGAGGCUGGACCCCUCUGAGCGUCCGCUCCAGAUGCUGUAUGACUACCUGGCAGCUAUGGGCUACGCAGAGCCUGUACGAGUGCAGCAAGAAGCAGCCAACUCCGACCUCAGCUGUUUGAUCCGUUUCUACAGUGAGCGUCCAGUGAAUGCAGACCAGCAGGAGCGGACCCUGCUGAAAGGCGUAUUCAGCGUCAGGAAGGGCAAGUCGCAGCUGCACAAGUGGGCAGAGCGGCAGGUCAUCCUCUGCGGCACCUGUCUAAUCGUGGCCUCCGUCAAAGACAGCCUGACUGGGAAGAUGCACAUCCUGCCCCUGGUGGGGGGAAAGGUGGAGGAGGUGAAGCGGAGGCAGCACUGUCUGAUGUUCAGCUCCGCCGGAUCACAGGCCCAGACAUACUUUGUCAACUUUGACACGCUCGCAGACUACCAGCGAUGGCAUCGGCAGGCAUCAAAAGUGGUGUCUCAGACAGUCAGCCUGGUGGACCUGUCCUGCUACAGUCUGGAAGCAGUGCCUGAAUAUCUAUUUUACAGUCAGGAUAUCACCCACCUCAACCUGAGACACAACUUCAUGAGCCUUCAGGGGCCUGGAGGCCUGCUCAACCUCCCCAGGUUUUCUCAGCUGAAGAGCCUGAACUUGUCUCACAACCGUCUGGGUGUGUUCCCUGAAAUUGUGUGUGAGAUCCUCACCGUGACUGAACUCAACCUGUCCUGUAAUAAUCUCCACACCGUCCCUGUACAGAUAGGCAACCUUCAAAGCCUGCAGACGCUGUCUUUGGAUGGAAACCACCUCAGCUCCCUGCCUGAAGAGCUGGGUGGCCUGUCCCAGCUCAACAGCCUGGGGCUCUCCUUCAACAACUUCUCUCACAUCCCUGCUGUGCUGGAGAGGUUGAGCGCAGUGGACAAGCUGGCCAUGGCUGGGAACAGAGUGGAGAGUCUGGAGUUGUGUACUCUGGCCAGAAUGAGCCACCUGAAAAACAUCGACCUCCGAUUGAAUCGGCUGCACUGGAUGAAAAGUGAGAGUCUGGAGGCAGUGAGCCAGGUGACCCAGCUGGACUUACGGGACAAUUGCUUGGACUCACUAGACCUGAGCUCCGUCUGCAACCUGGAGACUCUACAUUGCCAGCGCAACCAGCUGGGGACACUCACACUCAGCGGUUUCACACUGCGCAUGCUUCAUGCCGGCAGCAACCGCCUUUCAACAGUCAACAUCUAUCCAGUCCCCAACCAGCUGACACACAUGGACCUAUCACAGAACCUUUUGGAGUACCUUCCGGACUGGGUGUGUGACUGCAGAAAAAUUGAGAUGCUGGACGUCACGCACAACCUCCUGUCUGAGCUUCCUUCCAGACUGCUCAACAGCUUGAGUUUGAGAAAGCUGCUGGCGGGGAACAAUCGUUUGCAGAGAGUGCCUGACCUACUUGACCACAUCCCUCUGGAAGCCCUAGACCUCCAGCACAACAAGUUAGCCGAGCUCCCUGAGAGUCUGUUUUUCAAGGCCUUAAACCUAAAAUACUUAAAUGUGUCAGCCAAUGCCCUGGAAAGUAUUCCUUCCAGCAGCCCAUCAGAGGAGAGCCUCAGCACACUCCAGGAGCUCUACCUGACGGGGAACAACCUGAAUGAGAACUGCGGUGCUCUGCUGGUUGGACACCAGAACCUGCGGGUCCUUCACAUCGCCUACAACCAGUUGCUCUCCUUCCCUGCCAGUAAGCUGAGUAAACUGGAGCUGCUGGAGGAGCUAAAUCUAAGUGGCAACAAGCUAAAGACGAUCCCCUCCACUGUGUCCAGCUGUAAAAGACUGCACACCCUCAUAGCACACUCCAACCACAUUACUGUCUUCCCAGAGAUCCUCAACCUGCCUGAGAUCAAGCUUGUAGAUCUAAGCUGUAAUGAGCUGACUGAGAUCCAGCUGCCCGACUCGCUGCCGGCCACUCUGCAAGAGCUGGACCUGACAGGCAACAGCAGCUUGAUGCUGGAACACAAAACCCUCAACCUCUUCAGUCACAUCACCACCCUGAAAUUAGACCAGAAAUCCACCACGACAGCAGGAGACUCACAGAGUGCCUCCACUCCAUGGAAGCACGGUUACUCUGAAAUGAGCGGCCAGAGGAACAAGUUGUGUGUGUCUGUGCUGGCUGUAGACCGGUUCGGAGACGGUGUGGAAGCAUGUUAUGGCAUCUUUGACGGAGACCGCAAUGAGGAAGUGCCCCGGCUGCUGCAGUGCACUAUGGGAGAUGUGCUGUGCGAGGAACUGCAGCACUCCAGUAUUGACAAUGUGUAUAUGUGCAACACUUUCAUCACCUCACACAGGAAACUAGGAAUGGCCGGCCAGAAACUGGGCGCUUCUGCCUUGCUGUGUUAUAUUCACCAUGAGCCUUCGGAUCCAGGAGGCUCCUUCAGCCUCACUGUGGCCAAUGUGGGCACCUGCCAGGCAGUGUUGUGCCGGGAUGGCCGACCUGUACCUCUAUCCAAGGUUUACAGCUUGGAGAACUGCACUGAGGAGAUGGAGAGAGUUAAACUCAGUAAAGCCAUUAUUACAGAGGAUAACAAAGUGAGUGGAGUGACAUGCUGCUCUCGCCUGCUGGGCUGUUCUUAUCUGUCUCCCUGGGUGCUUCCAAAGCCCUGGGUGCACACUGAGCCUCUCUGUUCCCAGGAUGAGUUCUUGAUCCUGGGGAAUCGAGCGCUGUUUGAACGAGUCUCCUACCAGGAGGCGGUGUGCACUGUACAGGCUGUGCGGGAUCCUCGCGCCGCUGCCAAGAAGCUGUGUUCACUUGCUCAGAGCUAUGGUUGCAAGGACAACAUCGAGGCUGCAGUGGUAUCCCUGCAUAUCGGUGAGGACAGCUGUACCUGUGAGCCACCUGUCUCCACCACUGAGCCCCGGGGUCCCCCUCCCGCCCCUGUGCCUGUCCCUGUGACCGUGACCCCAGGCCCCAGUGAGCCAGUCACCCUUUCAUCCAGCAGUGGUAUUGUCUCAGAGUUUAACAGUGAGACAUCAGCCUCAGAGGUGGGCAGCGAGGCGGGGUCCACCGCUUCAGACGAGCACCCGUCCUCUGGCCCUGCAUCCCGCCCUGAGAGACGCUGUAGCCUACACCCUGCUACUACACUGUGUGGGAUCAUGGUGCCAGGCUCAGUCGGGGCAGGAACCCACCCAGGCCUCUUCCAGAGGCAGCCCUCCUCUGCUACAUUCUCGAGUAACCACUCUGACAACGGCUUGGACAGCGAUGACGAAGCUCCGCUCGAGGGUGUGAUCUCCAAUGGCAGCAAGUUAGAAGUGGAGGUCGACAUUCACUGCUGUGCUUUCCAACUACGGUCAGGGGCCCCUGAGAGCCCCAAAGACUUGAACCUUGAAAAGCGAGGCUCUGACUAUCCCAACGGUAAAAUGCGCAGACAGAACAGCGUGGUGGUUUCUGCUACGAACGGCUGCCUGCUGGCUGUAUGUGGGAGAGAGAUUGCAGACCUCAAAAAGUCUCCUUCCACAUGCAGCCUGUUUGGGAAAAAGCUGUCCAAUGGCUCCGUGGUAGCCCCCGAGGACAGUCAUAAUCUCAUCGAGGUGGCCCUGGAGGCUCCGAAGAAGAAAUCUGGCUACUUCACUGCCCCAGCACAGCAGGACCCCGAGGACCAGCUCAUUGUGCCUCCUAGUCUGGAGCAGGAAGUCAGGGAGCAGCUAAGAGGCCAGAACCCUCUAGUCUCAGGCCCCCCAUUACCAUCCAUACCCCCUUCCUUAAAAGACCCCGUGUGGGAUCAUCCACACCCCCCUGCAUUUGCCUCCAACCUGGUCCCAUGUCCAGGCCCUGUCCCCAUCCUACAGCAGGAAGUCUACGAUACCGCCCUCUAGAGGGGGUACACAGCACAGCGCCAUGUGGCUGGAGUAAUGUGAUCGUGCCAUUCCAGGGAAGAAGAGGAGAUUUUUUCUCAUACAUGGGGGGAUAUUCCAAUUCAAGUUGCCAUUCAGAUCUUUUGUGAGGACAAGACAAACCUGUGGGACCUUGAUAGUCACUAAGUGAUACUGCGCCAUUAAUGUGAGGUAAAAAAAGAAAUGGCCUGAGUAUCAAAGAAAAUAGGAGUGACUAAAAAAUCCCAGUUCAUAACAUGACGUUAUGAAAAAGACGGCUGGCUGUCAUAGACCAAAACAAGCCUGAUGGGAUACCUCAUGUGUUCAAACAUGUCAGCAACAUUUCCCUUUACUUGGAAAGCAAGCAAUCUAGAGGGUGUGUGUACGGGAGAUUGUGUUCAGUGAGGUCAAACCUCCUCUCCGUGGGCUCCGUGGUCUCUCAGGUCCUGGAGAGAAGCCCUGUGACUGAAACUUGAAAAAGUGCCUAAAGCAGACGACUCAGCCUAGAGCUCAGCCCCACGUCCAGGCUGUGUUUGGGGAUGUGAGCUUGUUAGUUAAAUUUCGGAGGAGGGACGGUGUCUCUAAGAGACCCGCACUGGCACAGCUUCUGCUCUCCUCCUCUUCCUGUGGCUUACAAAGGAAAUCAGACGGUAUAAACGCUUGUAAGGCACAUAGGACUAGAAGAUGUGAAGACAAAAUAACUGCAUUUAAAUCACCAGAAACGUUAUGGUUGGGUUUUAUUUUUUAACAUUCCCACACAAAUAUGUAUAGAUUCUUAUAUAGGAUAAAUUAAUUCUAUACAGUAUAGUACGCACUCACAACUAGCAGCCAAAUGACGUGGUGUGCUCGAGCUGCUGACACCAAGAUUGAAGAGUUUUGCCAUUUAGAGCAAUGCAUUUUGAAUAGCUGUCAAAAAUAAUAUCAAAGUCAUUCAACUGUACAGAGUGGAUGUGUUGUAGAGUUCAAAAACCCUUAUAAGAGUAUAAUCUGUGACAGUGCAUGAUCAAAUGAUCUACUUAAAAACUGCAUAGGAAAAUACAAGUUGAAUUAUUAAGUCAGAUUUAUGGUCAUUGGUUAGUGGACCCCAGGAUGUUUCAAUAUCAUUUUUCAUUUGAACAAACUAGUCAAAGGCACAAAAGUGAAUUAUUACACAGUGUACUGUUAAGAGAUGAAGGAUAUAAGCAGUAUUUGUAUGUACUGUAAGAUAUGUCCACUGGUACUAAGAUUGUACAUUUUAGUGUAUCCAAACUUUGGAGGCUGCUACCCUUUUAAAUGUGUAAACGUCCAUCCAUGUCCUUGUAGGCAGAUUUAGUUAUUGAUAUUUUUACAUCUUAGCAAAUCUUCUUUCAGCUUUGCUCUCUAAUGCACUGCCCACACAUCCAGAUGACUUUCAGGAUGUGUUAUUUUAGCCCAUUAUAAACAGAACCGAAACCCCAUAUUCUUGUAUUCUGUACGAUCGGGGCUGGGUAUACAAAAUGUCACAAAGUUUGACCCACAGUUCUACGUAUGUUCCAAGUAUGAGCAGAAAUUUGGGACAAAUAAACAAAUGAUGUCUUGCUAUAAUUUGAUAUAGUUCAGCAUACUGUAUAGGCCAUUUCCUGAUCAGGUGGCAGUACUUCUAUAGAGUUCAGAUCACACAGUUGAUAUAAAUAUUGAUUAUCAGUGCAGCAGCAGUAUGAGGUAUUGCAAUAAGAACGCACUGGUUUAGUCCCUUACUAUAAGUAAGUAAAGCAUUCCCCCAUUAAAGGAACAGUGUGUAACAUUUCGGGGGAUGUUUUAGCCGAAAUGGAAUAUAAUAGUCAUAAGUAUGUUUUCUUUAGUGUAUAAUCACCUGAAACUGAGAAUUGUUAUGUUU